Molecule: messenger RNA, 1599 nt
Organism: Metarhizium brunneum ARSEF 3297
Lineage: Eukaryota; Fungi; Ascomycota; Sordariomycetes; Hypocreales; Clavicipitaceae
Gene: fol1
Product: Folic acid synthesis protein fol1
Biological process (GO): tetrahydrofolate biosynthetic process
Cellular component (GO): mitochondrial envelope
Molecular function (GO): dihydropteroate synthase activity; 2-amino-4-hydroxy-6-hydroxymethyldihydropteridine diphosphokinase activity
Source: RefSeq, a predicted model, not a curated record
AUGGCUUCGACCCUUUCGCCCGCAGCUGUUUUGCGUACCCUGCAGGCAAACCGGGGGCUCCGGCAGGUGCAAACUGCUCGUCGGUUCUUCUCAACGCCGCCACGAGGAGUCCUUUCCGUCUCAGAGCCUUCACUUCGGACGCUGCAGCAUGCGUCAACUGCUUCGCAGCAAAGCCUCACGCCACUGGGAAUCCAAAAAUCGUCCAGACGACACUCUUCUGCGUGUGCCUGUCAUGGCGGUAGCCGCAAGAAGAAGGCGUACAUUGCCCUCGGAAGCAAUCUGGGCGACCGAGUGGCCGAGAUAGAAAAGGCAUGUAGCGAAAUGGAUCGUCGAGGCAUUCGCGUAACGCGCACGAGUAGUCUAUGGGAGACGGAGCCCAUGUAUGUUUUGGACCAGGACGCAUUCCUAAACGGAGCUUGUGAAGUGGAGACAGAUCUUGAACCACUCGCCUUGUUGGACCAGCUUCAAUCAAUAGAAAAUGAAAUGGGUCGUCGGAAGCUCAUUGAUAAGGGCCCUCGCAAUAUUGACUUGGACAUACUGCUUUACGGCGAUGAAACCGUAAGCCAUGAACGACUCAAUGUGCCUCAUAUCGGUAUCCCAGAACGCGAGUUUGUUUUGAGGCCAUUGUCAGAAUUGGCGCCCUCAAAACCUCUUGACGCGUCAAAACCAUGGAAACUGGUCCAGGACUAUCUCAACGAACUUCCGACGGGGAAACCCCUCUCAUCAGUAACUCCGCUUCGUGGUGCUUGUCAAAGUCUCAUGCCUCUUGUUCACAAUAGAAAGACUCAAGUCAUGGCCAUCUUGAACCUGACUCCAGACUCGUUCUCGGACGGGGGCAAGAACGACUUGAGCAAUCUUCGUGACACAGUAUUGCGUCAUAUCCAAGGUGGCGCUACAAUUAUUGAUGUAGGGGGCCAGUCAACGGCUCCCGGCCGCCCUGAAGUCUCCGCGGAGGAAGAAGCGUCCCGUGUCAUUCCAGCAAUCCAACUUAUACGAUCUAUUCCGGAAGCAAGCAAUAUUGCCAUUAGCGUGGACACAUAUCGGGCUUCUGUAGCUGAAAGAGCCGUAGAUGGCGGCGCCGAUAUCAUCAACGAUGUUUCAGCUGGGUUGCUUGACCCGGAUAUGUUGUCGACAGUGGCGCGUCUUGGAAAAACAAUCUGUCUAAUGCAUAUGCGCGGCACCCCCCAAAAUAUGACGCAACUUACCAAUUAUGACGACGGAUUAGUCCCCACGGUCGCGUCGGAGCUUCUCCAGCGCAUCUCGGCAGCUGAAGAGGCCGGCAUUCGGCGAUGGCGCAUCAUUCUAGAUCCUGGCAUUGGGUUUGCAAAGACGGCUCAUCAAAACCUCGAGCUACUGAGACGCUUGGAUGAACUAAGGGCCUGGCCCGGUCUUGGGGGUCUGCCAUGGCUCGUUGGCUCGAGCCGCAAGAGCUUUGUCGGCAAGGUAACCAAGGCAGAGGAGCUGUCGGACAGAAUCUGGGGCACGGCAGCCACGAUGGCAGCGGCAGUGCAAGGGGGAGCAGAUAUAGUUCGCGUGCAUGACGUCUCAGAAAUGGUCAAGGUGACGGCCAUGGCAGAUGCAAUCUGGAGACCCUCGUGA